CAAGUUUUUCCCGUGUCAAGGAUCCAUACUGAAGUUUUUGAGAGCUUGUUCAUAAUCACCACGUAGCAACAUAUCAGAGACAUAAUUCACCUUCCGUGAUCACAUCAACUCACCUUCAUCAUGGCCACUCCAACUCCAAGGUCUGCCCAAGUGGCUUUCCGCAUCCAUCCCAUCUACCGCAUCUUCUUCCUCAUUCUUGAACCCAUCUCUGCCCUCACCGGCGCUUUCUACACUCACUUCCGCCAAGACACCUACCUAUCUCUCCUUCACGCAUCUUCAGCACCAGCAGAAACACCAAAGGCUACAUCUGUAGCUAUGUCGCAGCUCGCCAAUAUGUUCUUCUUCUUUGCGCUCAACGAAGCGCUCGUUCUGCGAUCUACAGCGGAUUUGCGGGUUUGGAGGACGGUCCUGCUUGUACUACUUAUUGCGGACCUGGGACACUUGUUUUCGAUGAGUGAGCUUGGGCCGAGGAUUUAUUGGGAUGUCAUGGCGUGGAAUGCUAGUGAUUGGGGGAAUGUGCCGUUUGUGUAUCUUGGGAUGACUAUGAGACUGAGCUUUUUGAUGGGUAUUGGACUGGGAGAGUCGAGAGCUUUGAAGAAGAAGGAUUGGAAGAAGCAGUGAGCUUUUCGGACGGUUAUAGCGAGGUUCGGUAUUUGGGGAGGCGAGAUUUCGGUUUGGAGUACCCGAAUUUUGUGGUCAUGAGGAGGAAUGAUUUGGAUAUAACUUGACUACGCCUUGACAAGACAUGAUAUAGCAAGGUCUAGAACAUAUGAUGCCGUAUGGAAGGAUACCCCCAUCAGGACAAAUGGAACUAUAAAACACAUCGCGAGCCAACUCCUCACAGAUCGCCAAUGUAGCUCCUCUCAUGCUACCUCAUCCC
Messenger RNA from Fusarium oxysporum Fo47, 880 nucleotides. RefSeq lists its product as uncharacterized. Lineage: Eukaryota; Fungi; Ascomycota; Sordariomycetes; Hypocreales; Nectriaceae. The record is from RefSeq and is a predicted model, not a curated record. Bases 121 to 621 code for a protein of 166 amino acids. The transcript has a single exon.